GCAAUCCCUGCGCUGCGAGUGCUGGAGGGAAGAACAGUCAAAGGGCACCCGGACUGCCAUUUUCACCAACCCAAAAAAGUCACCAGGUCGUCCUGCUCAACAACACCAGUCGGAAACACCCCCCGACUUAGAGCACCGGCACCAUGGCGAUCCAAAAGAAACACGGCAAGGGCCGUCUUGACAAGUGGUACAAGCUUGCCAAGGAGAAGGGUUAUCGUGCCCGUGCCGCCUUCAAGCUGAUCCAGCUCAACAAGAAGUAUGGAUUCCUCGAGAAAAGCAAGGUCGCUCUCGAUCUUUGCGCUGCGCCCGGUUCGUGGUGUCAAGUCUGCGCCGAGACUAUGCCGACAAACUCCAUCAUCAUCGGUGUCGAUCUUGCUCCCAUCAAGCCCAUCCCCAAGGUCAUUACCUUCCAGAGCGAUAUCACCACCGAAAAGUGUCGCGCAACCAUCCGCUCCCAUCUCAAGACAUGGAAGGCCGACGUCGUUCUUCACGAUGGUGCGCCCAACGUCGGUACUGCUUGGGUCCAGGAUUCGUACAACCAGGCCGAACUUGCCCUGCACUCGCUAAAGCUGGCCACCGAGUUCCUUAUUGAGGGCGGUACGUUCGUCACCAAGGUGUUCAGAUCCAAGGACUACAACUCCCUUCUCUGGGUUUGCAACCAGCUUUUCGCCAAGGUCGAGGCUACGAAGCCCCCUUCGUCCCGUAACGUCUCCGCCGAAAUCUUCGUCGUCUGCCGCGGCUUCAAGGCCCCCAAGCGCAUUGACCCCAAGCUUCUCGACCCCCGCUCCGUUUUCGAGGAUGUGGCCGGCCCCGCCCCCAACAACGAAGCCAAGGUGUACAACCCCGAAGUCAAGAAGAGAAAGAGAGAGGGUUAUGAGGAGGGAGACUACACCCAGUUCAAGGAGAUCUCUGCCAGCGAGUUCAUCAACACUGUCGAUCCCAUCGCCAUUCUCGGCCAGUACAACAAACUCAGCUUUGAGCAACCCAAGAACGGCGAUGUAGCAUUGGCUGCCCUCGACAAGCUCCCCGAAACGACCGAAGAAAUCCGUCUCUGCUGCGCCGAUCUCAAAGUGCUCGGCAGGAAAGAGUUCAAGCUUCUCUUAAAAUGGCGUCUAAAAGUACGGGAGAUCUUCGGCUUCCCCUCCAAGAAGACCCAGAAGGCAGCUGUGGACGAGGAGGUUGCGGUAGUGGAGAACAUGGAUGAGGAGCUUAGGAUCCAGGAGGAGCUGCAAAGGAUCAAGGAGAAGGAGACCUCCAAGAAGAAGCGCGAGAGGAGGCGCGAGAAUGAGAAGAAGCAAAAGGAGAUUGUCCGCAUGCAGAUGAACAUGACUGCGCCCAUGGAUAUUGGUGUGGAGCAGGAAGGUCCCCGUGGUGAGGGUGCCAUGUUCCGUCUCAAGACUAUCGACCAGAACGCUGCCCUGAAUAAGAUCGCCAAGGGCAAGAUGGCCGUUAUCAAAGAGACCGAGAAACCGAAGGAUUACGACUUUGGCUCCGACGGCGAAACCGACGAGAGCGACGAGGAGGCCGAUCGUCUGGAGGAAGAGCUCGACAACCUGUACGAUCAGUACCGGGAGCGGAAGGCGGCGGCCGAUGCCAAGUACCGUGCCAAGAAGGCCAGGAAAGAGAACGGCGACGAUGAAUGGGAAGGCGUAUCUGGCGAUGAGGAGAAGGGUAGCGACGACGAUGACGAUGAGGAACUAGAAGUGGACAGCAGUGAUGAUGAUUCCGACUCAGAGGAUGGUGAAUCUGGCAAGAAACUUAUAACAGAUCUAGACGGCCAGCCAGAAGAGAAGGAUGGUCUGUCCAAGCGGGCCAAGAACUUCUUCAGUCAAGGUAUCUUUGCGGAGAUACCAGGACUUUUGGAGGAGCCAGAAUCUGAGGAGGAGGAGGCUCAGGAGGCUGAGCUUGUUGAGGCUGUGGAGGACCUCAAGGUUACCAAGAAGGAGAAGAAGGAAGCCAAGGAAACCAAGGCCAAGAGCAAGAAGGCGGCCGAGGAGAGCGAUGACGACGACGAUUUCGAGGUUGUCAAGAACAACGAGGAUGACGACUGGGAGAACGUUGAGAAGAAGAAGAAGAACGGCAGGCCUGACAUCGACAUCAUCACCGCCGAGGCCAUGACCCUCGCCCACCAGCUCGCGACCGGCGAGAAGACAAGUUACGACGUCAUCGACGACGGUUACACCAAGCACGCCUUCAAGGACCGCGACGGUCUUCCCGACUGGUUCCUUGACGACGAGUCCAAGCACGACAAGCCGCACAAGCCCAUCACCAAGGCCGCAGCGCAGGCCAUUAAGGAGAAGCUCCGGGCCUACAACGCCCGUCCUAUCAAGAAGGUGGCCGAGGCCAAGGCCAGGAAGAAGUUCAAGCAGGCCCAGAGGCUGGAGAAGCUCAAGAAGAAGGCCGAUAUGCUUGCCGGUGACGAUGGCAUGUCAGAAAAGGAAAAGGCUGCUAGCAUUUCGAAGCUCAUGGCGUCGGUUGCUAAGAAGACGAGGAGGGCGCCUAUCAAGGUUGUCAAGGCUGCUGGUUCCAACAAGGGUCUCCAGGGCAGACCUAAAGGAGUCAAGGGCAGGUACAAGAUGGUGGAUCCUCGUAUGAAGAAGGAGUUGAGGGCGAUGAAGAGGAUUUCCAAGAAGAAAUAGACGUCGUGUCCAGCAGCAGUAUAGUUGGUGGAAGUUUUAAUUGCGAUACCUUUUUACCUGUUCAUAUCGUUGUAGAAGACGGUUGUUAUGACAAGACAGAUCUUGUUAUGCUUGUAUAUCAAAGGGGGAUUGAAUGGUCAAUAAAGAGAGCAGCACUGUUAAAAGCUUUCAAG
Molecule: messenger RNA, 2812 nt
Organism: Neurospora crassa OR74A
Lineage: Eukaryota; Fungi; Ascomycota; Sordariomycetes; Sordariales; Sordariaceae
Product: AdoMet-dependent rRNA methyltransferase spb1
Exons: 4
Coding region: 144-2639 (831 amino acids)
Biological process (GO): rRNA methylation; maturation of 5.8S rRNA from tricistronic rRNA transcript (SSU-rRNA, 5.8S rRNA, LSU-rRNA); maturation of LSU-rRNA from tricistronic rRNA transcript (SSU-rRNA, 5.8S rRNA, LSU-rRNA)
Cellular component (GO): nucleolus; preribosome, large subunit precursor; nucleus
Molecular function (GO): rRNA (uridine-2'-O-ribose)-methyltransferase activity; rRNA (guanine) methyltransferase activity
Source: RefSeq, a predicted model, not a curated record